Messenger RNA from Chinchilla lanigera (long-tailed chinchilla), 410 nucleotides. Its product is annotated as translation initiation factor IF-2-like. NCBI's taxonomy places the organism in Eukaryota, Metazoa, Chordata, Mammalia, Rodentia, Chinchillidae. The record is from RefSeq and is a predicted model, not a curated record.
CCGGGUCAGCGACGGGCACCGCCCCUGCCGGGACCCCGCAGGUAGCGCCCCCUCCGCCCGGGCGGGGACCGCGCCUCGCCGCCGCGUCCGGCCCCCUUCCGUUCCUUCCCGGGGAUCCUUCGCCUGUUGCUCCGCUCCCAUCCCGUCCUGCGCGGCAGGAGGGGCCGCCUGCUCGCAGGUGCUGAAUUUCUCUGCAAGGUCAUCCCUCCCUGGAGCCCUGCCUUGGAAGCCUCACCUGCGCAUCACUGUGGAGACGGGGAACCCCAGGAGAGGCACCCAUGGCCCCUGUGAGGGUAGCCCACUAGUUCUUUUGAGAAAACAAGUCGGAGAAGAAAGUGUGCUUCUGAGAACUUUCUUGUCUGUCUUCCAGCUCUUGCUGUCUUUCCUCUGGAAAGAGACUGUAUUGUGAC